Molecule: messenger RNA, 1938 nt
Organism: Myotis myotis
Lineage: Eukaryota; Metazoa; Chordata; Mammalia; Chiroptera; Vespertilionidae
Gene: DTWD1
Product: DTW domain containing 1
Exons: 5
Coding region: 962-1867 (301 amino acids)
Biological process (GO): tRNA modification
Cellular component (GO): nucleus
Molecular function (GO): tRNA-uridine aminocarboxypropyltransferase activity
Source: RefSeq, a predicted model, not a curated record
ACAGGUAUUUAUAGCUGAUUUCUGUAGGGGAACAAUAUUUAUAUAAGGUUCCACUAAUAUCUAUUUAGUUAUAUGGAUGGAAGCCCAAGUAUAGGGGAUGUUUCUGAGGCAUCUCAAAAGGAGUGCAUGUUGAGAGCCCUAGAAAAAAUGCACCAUUAGUUUUCCAUUGAAUACCCAGGGAAAUGAAUUAGUCCAAUCCAUUUUGUUUGUUUGUUUUGGGAGGAGUCCUGUGAUUGAAGUAACUCAAGAUUGGUAUAGCCUAAAAAUGUUUCUCUGUAAGGACUGCAGGCAACACCAGAACAAACCCAAAUUUAGACUUUUUUCCCCUCCAAAUUUAGACUUUUAAGGCUGCCUCCUGUACUUAGAAUGAGUUUUUGAUCUUAGGAUUUCUUUAUAUGUAUCUGUAGAUGAAUUCUACUGAUCUACAAAUCUCAUGAAAUUGUGAGAAAAACAUUGUGUCUGUAAAAUUCAUUUGCUGUAAGGUGUGAGACUCUCAAGUGAUCUUAAAAGGAUCUGAGGCUCAAGAAAAGGUGGCUGCUUAAUAUCCUGCACUGUUCUAGUCAUUGAGAGCAUAGUCACAAAGAUAGAAGCCGUUUUGGAGUAGGUGAUUUGGUGUGGGGGUCAGAAGUAGAUGAUGUUUUCCAUUUGUGAGACAAGAAAAAGUGAUUGGACUAUUAUUCUGAAAUAGCACUUUUUCUGAAAAAUCAAAAAUGUAAAUCUAUACCUGAUCUGUACACAUCAAAAAUGUUUAUUAUACAGUAUUUUGAUUUUCCCCUUGGGUAAAUUUUGCAAGUAUAUUUUUCCUUUAAUGAACAUCAUUGUUUUCCUUUGCAUUUCUUCUUUGGGACUCCAGCUCCCUGGAAUUUAUAAUCUACUAGAGGCACGGUGCAUGAAUUUAUGCACAGUGCACCUACGAUAAUGUGUUGUAGAAAUAGAUGUUAAACUUCAGUUUGAAUGAAAAAUGUCUCUCAGCCCACCUAUAUUUCUCAAAGAGAGGGAAGAAAAUAGUUCAAGAUUGGUGGAAAUACAACAACCACAAACUACUUCCAUAGCUGCAGAAGAUCCUCUUCAAAACUUACGCUUAGCAUCUCAAGAAGUUCUUCAAAAAGCUCAGCAAAGUGGAAGAUCAAAAUGUCUUAAAUGUGGUGGUUCAAGAAUGUUCUACUGCUAUACGUGUUACGUCCCAGUUGAAAAUGUACCUAUGGAGCAGAUGCCACUUGUGAAGCUUCCACUGAAGAUUGACAUCAUUAAACAUCCAAAUGAAACAGAUGGCAAAAGUACUGCUAUCCACGCGAAACUUUUAGCACCUGAAUUUGUAAAUAUUUACACGUACCCUUGUAUUCCGGAAUAUGAAGAAGAGGACCAUGAAGUUGCGCUCAUUUUUCCUGGACCUAAGUCUGUCUCAAUAAAAGAUAUUUCUUUUCAUCUGCAAAAAAGGAUUCAAAAUAAUGUGAGAGGCAAAAAUGAUGACCCUGACAAGCCAUCUAGUAAACGCAAGAAAACUGAAGAACAAGAUUUGAAUGACAACAAGUGCAAAGAGACAACACUGAAAAAAAUUAUAUUUAUAGAUAGCACCUGGAACCAAACAAACAAAAUAUUCACUGAUGAGAGACUUCAAGGGUUGCUACAAGUUGAGUUGAAAACAAGAAAAACUUGCUUUUGGCGCCAUCAAAAAGGAAAGCCAGAUACCUUCCUUUCCACAAUUGAAGCCAUCUACUACUUUCUGGUAGACUACCAUACUGAUAUAUUAGAAGAGAAAUACAAAGGACAAUAUGACAAUCUUCUAUUUUUCUACUCUUUUAUGUACCAGUUGAUAAAGAAUGCCAAAUGCUCUGGAGACAAGGAAACAAGAAAAAUUACUCAUUAGUUUUUAAGAAGCCACUUUUGUUUCUUUAUUUUGUUAAAAUCAAUAAACUUGUAAUUGUGCUUUGUUUAUUC